AUGUCCAAGUACAAACUGGUUAUGUUAAGGCAUGGGGAAGGAGCUUGGAAAAAGGAGAAUCGCUUUCGCAGCUGGGUGGAUCAGAAGCUCAACAGCGACGGCGUCAGGGAGGCCCAGAACUGUGGGAAACAACUCGGAGCCCUGAACUUUGAGUUCGACCUGGUGUUCACCUCAGUCCUCGACCGGUCCAUCCACACGGCCUGGCUGGGGUUGGAGGAAAUGGGGCAAGAAUGGGUCCCCGCGGAGAGCUCGUGGCGGUUGAAUGAGCGUCACUACGGGACCCUCAUCGGCCUCGACGGGGAGAAGAUGGCGCUGAACCAAGGCGAAGAGCAGGUGAGGAUCUGGAGAAGAACCUACGAUGUGACCCCACCUCCCAUCGAAGAAUCCCACCCAUACUAUCACGAGAUCUACAAUGACCGCCGCUAUAAAUGCUGUGACGCGUCGGUGGAUAAACUGCCCCGCUCCGAAAGCCUAAAGGAGGUGUUGGAUAGACUCCUGCCCUUUUGGACCGAGAGGAUCGCACCCGCGCUGAAAAGCGGCAAAACCAUUCUCAUCUCCGCCCAUGGGAACAGCAGCAGGGCGCUACUGAAGCAUCUGGAAGAGGGAAGGUCGCACCACUUACCGCCUAUUCACACCUCGGACGUUCACUCACCGGUUGGCAUCCGGACCCGGGAGCGGGGCGGGGAAAGUCGGUGGUCAGGGCUCUGGGGGAACGGCGUGCUCACGGACGGCCCGGACGGCUUCCGAGUGAGUGGGACUGGGCGGAGCAAGAUCCGAAGCUCUGCAAUGGACCUGAGGAGGAGGGGAAAGGGUCUCUACUGA
Tachyglossus aculeatus (Australian echidna) is the source of this 822-nucleotide messenger RNA. RefSeq names its product bisphosphoglycerate mutase-like. The transcript is spliced from 3 exons. Gene Ontology annotation, molecular function: intramolecular phosphotransferase activity. The record is from RefSeq and is a predicted model, not a curated record. Gene Ontology annotation, biological process: glycolytic process. Lineage: Eukaryota; Metazoa; Chordata; Mammalia; Monotremata; Tachyglossidae. The coding region runs from base 1 to 822 and encodes 273 amino acids.